Phytomonas sp. EM1 is the source of this 1017-nucleotide messenger RNA. The record is from the annotation of a GenBank genome assembly. NCBI's taxonomy places the organism in Eukaryota, Euglenozoa, Kinetoplastea, Trypanosomatida, Trypanosomatidae.
AUGCUGAAGCGCAGUGGAUGGCUCAAGAUGAUGGAGGGGGAACGGAAGUUCAACUUUGUCGGGGAGGCACCCAUCCAAGGUGCUGGUGGAAUGCCCUUUUACGGCAACCUCUACGCAGGUCGUGUAGAAAGUCAGAACUAUCUUCCGCCGCGCCAGGGUGGAUCCUCUUUGCUUGAAAAAGGAGGCUCCCUUUGGGAGGAUUCUGCAGUGCGGGCUAAAAUCGAGAGGUGCCCGUACUUUGCGUUGUGUGAUCAGGUGCUCUACCACAACAUGGAUCCCGCCUAUUUAGAUCCUGGGCUUCUCACCAAGGAGGAGCAUCACCUCCUCCUCCUUUUUAGUCGCGCGUACUAUGAAAAGUGGAGGGUAAUUCACGAGAAGCCGCCGACUGGUUUGCCACGCAUUCGCAUCCCAUACGGCAGGACGCAGGUUCUCGAUGAAAUCCUGAGCCUGCUUAAGGUCUCGCCCGCGGUAGCAGAGACUCUCAAGAAGGAUUACCUCCUGGAUGAUGCGAGCCUAAUUGCGAUGAAUCCGCGUUGUUGGGAUACAGCCUACCUCGAUCCUUUCAAUAUGGACCACUUUUCAGGGAGGGUUCUCGAGUUUGGGGAUAUGCCAAAAUCGCAGCGGGAUCGGUUCUUUUUGGUUUUGGACCAGAUGCGGCGGAUCGUCGUCGAGCGCAGGGAUACGAUGGACUCCAAUGGCGGUGUGCCCGAGCGGCUCGUGCUGCCCUUCGUGAAGGGGGUGACGCUGUACGACUUGUACAAGGAACUCGACCUACCGCCGUACUCCGGGCAGUUGAAGGUAUAUGAUUUAGUCGAUAGACGCAAUACGAAGCUUAUUCAAACGCUGAAGGAUGAGGAUACAUACUUUGACUUUUUGGUUCUUUGCUUUUUCAAGCCCAAUCUUCGUCAAGCCGUGCUAUCGGAGGAUCUCGCAGACGAGGUGGACCAUACCUGCCGUUACACCAUUACUGUAGAGCCUUUUACAACCAAGGAACGGCGAGUUGGUCGAUGGUUUUAG